Messenger RNA from Morus notabilis, 2551 nucleotides. Its product is annotated as protein FRIGIDA-ESSENTIAL 1. Gene Ontology annotation, molecular function: metal ion binding. Lineage: Eukaryota; Viridiplantae; Streptophyta; Magnoliopsida; Rosales; Moraceae. The transcript has 5 exons. The record is from RefSeq and is a predicted model, not a curated record. Bases 136 to 2334 code for a protein of 732 amino acids.
CCCACCCUAUUCGCUUCGAGCGGUGAAGCGAGGCUACAAUAUAGAUGAUUUGCGGCUCAGAACGGCUUGACCUUCUCCUGAAGAAAGGACCCGAACCCCGGCCGUACGGUACGGACGCUACUCCACCAACUUCAAAUGCCUGGAGUUCAAUCGCCGCCGGCCGAUUCCUUCCCCUACGACGAUGACGCUCAAGCCGAAGACGACGACGAAGAAGAAGUAGAAGUAGAAGAAGAAGAAGAAGACGGAGAAGAAGAAGAAGAAGAAGAAGGCGACGAUGCCGCAGAAGAAGAAGAAGAAGAGGAGGAGGAAGAUAAAGGAAACCAGUCGGAUUCACCGGACAAAGCCGAUGAUGAUGAUCGUGAUGAUGCUAGAGAAAACGUGAAAUCUCAGAGAGAUGGGGGCUUUGGAUCAGGUUCAUCUACCAGAGGGGACUUUGGGCUUGAUGUGGCUCUUGCUGAGACGAAUAGAAGUGUAGAAGUUGUGGUUGAUAAGAAAGAUGCUGGAACCGUUUCAGAAAAGAACUCUUCUACAAACUACACAAAUCCAAAUUCCAAUAGCAAUGCUGAUUUGUCUAAAACCUCCAUUUUAUCCAGCGCUGAUGGAAAAGAGAUGGUUGCUGCUAUGCAGAUGAAUAGUUUUUUUGGAAGGAAAGAUGUGCCACAUUCACAUGGUGAGACUAAGCAAAUGGACAUGCAGUCUGGUGAUGAUAGAACGGAAAUUGCGUCAAGAUUGGCUUCAUCUGGGAUAGAGACUAGAAGUCUCACACCUGGUACUGAGAUUAAGGAUCAAAAUAAACGCCCAGCAAUCAUCUGCGACUUUUAUGCCAAAGGUUGGUGCAUUAAAGGUAGUUCAUGUAGGUUUCUUCACGUAAAAGAUCAUCAGAAUAAGGAACUUCCACGACGUGAGGGAGAGGUUGCUGCAGAUUGUAAAAGAGAGGUCCAACUUGAAGGUUUAAAAGAAACUACUCAGACAGCAAGGUCGCCUGGUGACCCUCUAGCUGCUUCAGUUGGAAAUAAGUCUCUGUUUUCUUCACAAAGGAUCCAGCCAUGGGAUCACAUAGAAAGCAAAACCUCGCAUCAUUUGCCCAAAUUACCCAAGUUACCAUUGCUUCAGAGAGACGAAUCAUUUCCUUUCUCAUUUAAGGAUAUAGGAAUAGACAGGAAAGGGCAAAACAGAUCUGCUAAUGACUAUGGCAACCGUGGCUCUGUUUUCAGGGACAGGUUGUGUCCUGAAUACACAGUUUCUUCAAGUCAUCACUUUAUGAAUCCAUCUUCUCAUUCUAGAAUUGUGGGGGAUCUGGCUAGCGUACAAUGCCAACCGCCAUACAAUUCUCUGCCUUCAUCACUAUCUAGCCAUCCUCGAAAUUCAAGCGCUAGUAAUUCUCUUUUAGCUACUGGCACGCUUGCAUCUAACCAAGUCUCAUCAUGGACAGGAUCGUUACUGCCAUUUAGUUAUUCCUCUUUAAAUGCAAGUCAUCUUGGCUCUAGCUCGUCUUCCUUGCUUCAGGGCUCUUCUCACUUUUCUGGUGAUAAGUUGAAAUCAACAAAGCGUAAAAUUUCUUCGAACGAUUGGGAGCCAUCCGUCCCCUUUCGACCAUCUUUCUUACUUCGUUCUUUGAUAUCACCUCCAGGAAGCAAGUAUGAUCCUCUUCGCGAUAGUAUUGAGUUACCCAAGUUGGGUGAAACGUCCUUGAGAGCUUCUCUCCAUAGCCAAGGAUCAUCAAUUUUAAAUUCGUCACACCAACAAGACAGUGGCGAUGUAGUUUCAGAGCCCCGAGGCCUGGCAUGUAAAGAUGAGACAAUGUCUGUAUCUUCUCACAAUACAAACCAUGGGAAAGAUAUGCAAACAGCUGAAGUAGAGGUUGUGGGAACUUCUAGUGACAGGAAACAUAGGAACUUGCUAAAACAAGAGAAUUCCUUGGGCUCAUCUGCUGCCAAAGAUAUCACAGCAGCAAAGAGUGAUGGUAGACACCAAAGGCUUGGUCCAAGGGAUAGUGUGGAUGUGAAAAUAGAUAGCUUCAGACAAAAAAACAAAAUGGAGGCCGGGCAUAUCAUGGAAGGGGGUGUGGAUAAAGAAUCCAAAGCACUGAGGCAAUUCCGAGCUGCUCUUAUAGAUUCAGUGAAAGAGUCUUUGAAACCAAAAUGGCGUGAGGGUCUUCUCAGCAAGGAUGCGCAUAACAAGAUUGUUAAAAAAGCAGUUGAGAAGGUUCUUAGCACCUUGCAGCCCGAUCAGAUGCCAACUUCUAUGGAAUUAGUUAUGCAAUUCCUUGCUUCGUCCCGUCCAAAAAUAGAUAAGCUCAUUGAGGGAUACACAGAAAUAUACGGCAAACUUUAAGCGCUAGGCCAAGUGUAAUAUCUUUUGUUUAAGUUUGAACAGUGUUUGUUAAUUGGAAGUCAAGAACAUGUUGUUUGGGGCUCCUCUUACGUAAGUAGAAUGCUGUGAAUUUUGGUGAUAUCAUUUAGUUAAGUACAGUUUUUUAUUUAUUUUUUCCCAAUCAGUUGAUCCAUCUGAAAUAAACUGUUUUUUUCCCCCUGUUUAGUUGUGUGAGAUG